Molecule: messenger RNA, 693 nt
Organism: Microthlaspi erraticum
Lineage: Eukaryota; Viridiplantae; Streptophyta; Magnoliopsida; Brassicales; Brassicaceae
Source: the annotation of a GenBank genome assembly
AUGUCCAGCCAGACCCGGAUUAACGAACUCCAAGCAUCGCGCUUCCCACCAGAACAUCUUCGAACGCCCGGCCCGCCAUUGCCCACGCAAAGAACCCUCUUCGGCGAGAAUCCCUACGCCACCAACCGUCAUGAUCGGCACAGCGGGCCAUCUUGCGCAAACACCAUCUCCUACUCCUUGGAAAACGCCGAAUGGAACGGCCACGAGUAUGAAAUACGGCGGAUGCAGAGCCAGCUCCAGAACAUGAACUCCCGAAUCCACCAAGCGACAAGCUCUGCUCCGGAAAUCGAUCAAGUGCUUCGAGAGGCACAGAACACCCCCUUCACCGACAGGAUCGGCCACGCUCCGGUCCACCACCCGGGAAAGCUGAAGAUACCCCCCUACGAAGGAAACACCGAUCCAAGACAGUAUCUGACGGCUUUCUGCAUCGCGAUGGGCCGAACCCAUUUUUCCGAAGAGGAAAGAGACGCUGGUUUCUGCCAACUCUUCGUCGAGAAUCUCUCGGGAUCGGCCUUAACUUGGUUCUCGAGGUUAGAAAGCCGAUCGAUCGACAGCUAUCACCAACUCACCACCGCUUUCUUGAAGCAGUACUCUAUGUACAUCCGAAGAGGAGCUCCUGCGCCGACCUGUGGGCACUCAGCCAAGGGCCAAAGGACUCCCUGCGAAAAUUCAUCGACAAGUUCAAAGGCGUAG